Sphenostylis stenocarpa is the source of this 2334-nucleotide messenger RNA. Lineage: Eukaryota; Viridiplantae; Streptophyta; Magnoliopsida; Fabales; Fabaceae. The record is from the annotation of a GenBank genome assembly.
AUGGCUGGGAUUAUUGCUGGCACUGCUGCGAGUGGAGUUGGUGGGGGAGGAUGUGGCGGUGGAGGAGCCCCACGACUCCCACACAACAUCGGAGCCACCGCGCCGCGCUUCAACCCCAUCUCCACCCGAGCCACUCCCCUCUUCAAAUCGCCCCACCCUCACUACGGCGAGCCCUCACCCCAGCCACCCACACAUCCAGCCACCACCGCAUCGCGACCCUCCUCUCCCCUGACUGUGCCGCGCCUCACUCACCAGCCCAAACCACCGUUCGACGCGCUCCAAACCCCACCGCGAGCAUACCUCCGUGAAACCAUCGAAGGCCUUUCCCCCUUUUUUGGCCGCCGGGAUGUGCUCAUCGUGUGGCUAGAACCACGGGUCCGUUGGGUGGGAAAUCGAACCCUAGCAAGUAUUGUUCGUGCGGUGAAGACCGCAGGUAUCUUGGUUUGGAGCACCUCGACGCGAACCUAUAGAUCGCGCCACUGCUGGGCAGAGAGAGGGAUGGUCGUGUGCUCUUUCCCCGCGGAUAAUUGCUCAAUGUGGAGUCGAAGACGAAGUGGUGGUGGUGGAGGCUUUGGCCACCACAACAACCGUCAUGUUCAUGGUGGAGCAGCGAUAGCUGCGAUUAUGGCUGGCUCUGCUGCGAGUGGAGGUGGCGGAGGAAGUGCUUGUGCAGAAUCUUAUAUCUUACAUCACACAACAAUUUGUUUCAACAUGAUUGAGAAACACCGCGAGAAAAACAUGGAAGAGUUGGAAGAAGGCAAGGGCUUGCUCUUCCAAAAAAAUUUUGAAGUUCCAUUGCUACUUAUUGUGAACAAAAAGGCCGAGAAAGUCGUAUUGGCAGGGGCAAAUGAGGACUUCAUGGAUAUUCUUUGUAGCUUCUUAACUUUGCCUUUGGGAACCAUCGCCAGGCUUGUGCAGCAGGAGUCACCUCAGGGUCCACUUCAAGUUGGUUCUCUAAAUUCACUCUAUGAAAGUGUCGUCAGUUUUGAGACAGAUUAUCUGUGGACAGAGACAUGCAAAGAAAUGCUACUGAGGCCAAGAAAUUCAUCAGAACAUCAGUGCAGGAGUCUGAAGAUUAACAUUUAUGACUCUGACCCCACAACCUAUUUUAUAUGUCCGGAGUCCCAUGCUUGUGCCAUGAACAUGUUGAGUACCUUCAAAAAUCAACCAUGCCAAUGUGGGAAUAUUAUGGACCAUUCGGUUUCAAUAAAAAAUAAUCAAGUAUACGCAGGAUUUUUACGUGCUGCUACUACUUUUAUAAUGGCAGAUAAUCUGGAUAUCAUUCCAAGCACAAUCCAUGAAGACCUUAAAUCCUUAGGGGCUUUCUUCGAGAGAUUCUUACAGAAAUUAUCAGGGAGCAGUGAAAAUAAAUCGAUUUUAUUUGAAAUGGUGCCUGUGAAUGUAACCAAGACACAGGUACUGGAUCUACUCAAGUGCUCUUUAUUGUCCAAGACAACUCUGACAGAUUUCUUCUUCGUAAAUAAACCAUUGCUGAUAAGCUCAAAUUUUAUUGCUCCUCCCGCUGGAUGGUCUAAUAAUUUUCGAAUCAAAGUGAAGAUAGUUGCGAGAAAAUCAAAUAGGAAGAUAUUGUAUGCUGAAGGGGCAGAAGAUUUUGCCGAAUUCCUGUUGAGUUUUCUUACUUUACCUUUGGGAGGAGUAGUGCGAAUGUUGAGUGCAAUUUCUUCUGUGGGCAAUGUUGAUAAUUUGUUCAAUAGCAUAUAUGACCUAGAUGAAGAAAAAUAUUUUAUAUCAAAGGAAGAGAAAUACAUGCUUGUUGAUCCUAACGUUGCCCCACAGUUCCUAUCAAGCAUAUGCAAGCAGCUAUUACCAAUCUGUGAACAGGCUUCACAUUAUUAUUGUGAAUAUCAGAGUAUUGCUCUUACAGGAAGGACUUCGCCUUUGCAAUUCCGUUUGAAUGAAGAUCAAGAAUAUGAGGAUUAUGAUAAUAAGGAAAAUUAUCAGAAGAUGAAGUUAGUAGACCCAAAGUCAUCAUCUGGAAGACUUUUUAAGGUUCAUGCAAGCUUACCAGCAUUGUUCAUGGUUACUGAUGACUUGGUUGUGACACGAGCGUCUCUGACGUCAGGUCAAAUGUUAGUCAAUCGUUUAAAAAUACCAUUAAGGGACGUGGAAGAAAAAGAGGUUGCCAUUGGCAUUCAAGAGGCUUAUAGCAUAUUGAAAGCAUCUUUGACCUCAAAAGCAGCUCUCACAGAUGGUCUCAGCCAUUUGCUAGCAAAUAUUUAUGCGGAAAAUGCUUUUGUUACUCCUUGUAACUCUUCUGUCAAUGCUUUUAGACCUCUCAGAAUUAUGAAUGAAUUUUCGGGUACUGAGAAGUGA